Ceraceosorus guamensis is the source of this 2207-nucleotide messenger RNA. RefSeq lists its product as hypothetical. Bases 186 to 2126 code for a protein of 646 amino acids. The transcript is spliced from 3 exons. Lineage: Eukaryota; Fungi; Basidiomycota; Exobasidiomycetes; Ceraceosorales; Ceraceosoraceae. The record is from RefSeq and is a predicted model, not a curated record. Gene Ontology annotation, molecular function: zinc ion binding; DNA-binding transcription factor activity, RNA polymerase II-specific. Gene Ontology annotation, biological process: regulation of DNA-templated transcription.
CUCAGGUAGCGAAGUCGAUUCACGAGAAUUGGCCCGUGCGCACAGCAGCAGCACAUCCACCACCCACGGCUCGCGUGGAGCGGCGCCUUGUUCACAUUGCACGCACUUACGCACGCAUGCAUGCGCAUGCAUUCAGCAUCCAGCAGCACGCACCUUGAUCUUGGAAGAGCAAAGAGCAGAAAGACAUGCCCCGCGUCCCGUCUCACGCCGCGUCUUGGCAAGCGUCGCGGCACGAAGACGUGCCUUCGUCAGCAUGGUCCAUGACCGCGACCGCGCUAGCCGCUCCGCACGCCGACGCAUCACCGCAUCAAAAGGGCAGCGGGACAAAAGGCUCGAGUCCGCGUAGCUCCUCGCACAAGAGCGCGCUGAAUGUGAAUCACGAUGCUGCACGGCUUGAUGCCGCUCUAGCAUCAGCAGACUUUGAACAGGUUACUCAGACUCGAACUCCUUUUAUGGGAGAAAUGUUUUCCGACUCCUCUUACGAUGGCUUUUCUGAUAUGCUGGGCCAAACUUUCUUGCAAAACGCUGGCAGUACCGCGCAGCAGCAGCAGCAGCUAUCACAUUCAGGCUCGAGCAAAGACUUGGCUACUUCCUCAUCUGCCAGCCAGCAGGACGCGCACAGAGGCUCCGAUACGGGACCGGGACCGGGAUCUGGCGACACUUGGAACUUUGGCGUGACCAAUAUGCAUUCAUCUGCGCGCACCACCCCCUCCCACAGCCGCCAGGCCAGCCAGGAUGGCACGGAGGACGGCGAGGUGGCGAAAGGCAGCAGCAGCACCAACACAUCAACCAACGCUCGUCAGAGCGCUUGCCCGUUUUGCGAUCGAGUCUUCAAACGCAGCGAUUUGGCACUGCGUCACAUUACCCGCGUCCACUCCUCUUCGACAGCUCACAAAUGCAAGCAUUGCGAUGUCGGAUUUUCACGCUCGGAUGUAUUGAAGAGGCACAUGACUACCUGUCGAAAAGGCCCUGGUGGAAAGAGCCUCAAGCCUAUGAAGAAGGCUUGUGAAUCGUGUGCUUCGCUAAAGAUUGUGUGCGAUCGUCAAGACCCAUCCUGCGCUUCGUGUAGAGAUCGUGAUAUCCAGUGUAUAUACAAGCCCAGCGCUAAACUUGUGCGCACCAAGUCCCCAGUCAGAGUGUCGUCGGAUGAAGAAAUUCCGAUGGCCAAGGAACGCUGUGCGCCCCAACAUCCAUCCGAUGGCCACUUUGAGGACCAGCAUAGCAGCUCCUCACGGCAGCAACACGCACCACCCUCUAUGCAGUCACCCGAAGCCUCUCAGCCACAGCCUGCGGACCCAGCAGUGAGCCACCCACCGGCCGCCGUUUCAAGAUCUGUGCAUCAGUCUGGCAUGCCAGCCUAUGACCCGGCACUAGUCAUGCCUGGCUUUGCCGAUGCUACUGGUGCAAGCGCGUGGAAUGGCCCUGACCAGAACAUUCCGAUGGACGUGAAUGGCGUUCCUGUCACAGCAGCGCUGACGAUGGAUCUCGGUCAGAAUGCACAUUUGCAAGACCAGGCAAUGCAAGACUGGUCGAGUGAACUGCACGGGCCGGCCGCAUUUGCAUACGCCACCUCGGGUGCAGACAUGCCACCCUUACUAGCCCCUCAGCAGGUCGCACCAGAUGCGAGCCUGUCCAUGCCCAUGAUGGACAUCAUACACUCGACUGGCCUUACUCCAUACGACGUGGGUAUCGAUGCGAAGAUGAACCAAAAUUCGCAAGCUGCUCCCGUCGCCUCCACUAGCGGUAGCAUCUCGGAGUACCCCCGCACAGCGGAUAUUGAACAAGGCCAGGAACAAGCGCUUCAUCUGAGCGACGUGCUCCUAGGAACCGCACCAGGCUCUUCUUCCCUUGCAUCCGACACUUCCACUCGCGGCCACAACGACGGUGGAAAUGCAAAUUUACCCUUUGGCGGUCUGGCGCCGAGCAUUGAAGGCGUGACCGGAGGAUCUGCAGAAGCCUCCCUGCUCGGCUUCUUGCAUCACAACGACUUUUUCGCGCGGGUGCAAAGCCCCUUGUCAGACUUGCUGGUCGCGGGCACACCAUCUUUCUUGCCGCCUGGCGCCGACGCGAGCCGACUCACACAGCCAGAGCACCACAUAUGGCCUGUCAUGCCUUCCGCAAAGUGAGCAAGCGAUGGCACCGUUGAUGUCGCCGCCGCCGUGGUUGACGCGUGGCACGCCGUGCCCUUCUCGAUCUUUCUCAUCGCU